AUGAUAGUUGGCACGGUGAAAAUCCCGACCUAUCUUGCCAGAGUUGCGAAGAUCAUCCAGUUCCUCAUCCUCAACAAAUUGGCAAUCUACAACGCCAUCCUCGAUACACCUUGGCUCCACGCAAUGAAAGCAGUUGCCUCCACAUACCACCAGUGCCUCAAAUUCCCAACUCCAUACGGCAUUUACACCCUCCGAGGCAACCAAGCCAUCGCCCGAUCGUGCUACAUCAAUAAGUGCAAGCUUCGCUCAGCCAAUCAAGCUUGCGUCAUCAGCUCGCAGGGCCCGACCGCCGACCUCAUUGUCCAAAAAACGAAGCCUAAGCAGGAAACCAUCACCCAAGUCUGCAUCGAUGAGCUGCGACCAAAACGCCAGAUCAGUAUCGGCGCCGAGCUCGACCCAAAGAUCCCUGACACCCUCGUUCAUUUCCUGAAGCAACACUCAUCCACUUUCGCAUGGUCAAUUGAGGACCGAUCGAUCCACAGAUCGCCUGUCACGAGCUCAACAUCGACCCGACUUACAAACCGAUCAAACAGAAGUGCCGAAAACUUGGACCAGAAAAGGCACAAGCCGUUGAUGAGGUUAACGAUUACUAAAGGCAGGCUCAAUCACAAAGGUCAAAUACCCCGACUGAGUUGGAAAACCCCAUGGUCAUUAAAAAGAAGAACGGCAAAUAAAGAAUUUAUGUCGACUUCACCGACCUCAAUAAAGCGUGCCCCAAAGACAGUUUCCCUUUGGAUCGAUCGCCUUGUCGAAGCAACCGCUGGGAACGAACUCCUCUCCUUCAUGGAUGCAUUCUUUGGAUACAACCAGAUCCUCAUGCACCCCCAAGACCAGGAGAAAACGUCAUUUAUCACAGAUCACGACAUAUACUGCUAUAAAGUUAUGCCCUUCGGCUUGAAGAACGCAGGCGCAACGUACCAACGUCUAGUCAACCGAAUGUUCGCAAGCCAACUCGGCCGGACCAUGGAAGUCUAUAUCAACGAUAUGCUCGUCAAGUCACUUGUCGCCACUGAUAACGUCGGCCACCUCCGUACCUGUUUCGAUAUUCGCGAUGGAAGGAAGUUUAACCCCACCAAGUGCACCUUCGGCGUAACAUCGGGCGAAUUCCUUGGGUACAUCGUCACUCAACGAGGCAUCGAAGCUAAUCCAAAGCAGAUCGCAUCUAUACUCGAACUCCCGUCUCCAACAACCAAACGUGAAGUUCAACGGCUAACUGGACGUAUUGCGGUACUCAAUCGAUUUAUAUCCCGAUCAACGGACAAGUGCUUACUGUUCUACACCCUCAUCCGUGGAAAUAAGCACUUAGAGUGGAACCAAAAGUGCGAGGAAGCUUUUACCAAAAUCAAAAAGUACCUGUCAACUCCCCCAGUCCUAUCCAAGCCCGAGACCGGCGAGACGCUUUACCUUUAUAUUGCGAUCUCAGAAUAUGCCGUCAGCAGCGUACUCGUUCGAGAAGACAGAGGCGAGCAGAAGCCAAUCUUCUACAUCAGCAAGUCCCUUCACGGCUCAGAAUAUCGAUAUCCCACCUUGGAGAAAUUCGCCUUCACCGUGGUUAUCUCAGCACGAAAGCUACGCCCUUACUUCCAGUCACACGCCAUCGUCGUGUUGACCGACCAUCCACUUCGCACCUUCCUCCACGGCCCAAACCAGUCGGAGCUCGUGGAAGCGAAUCCGGCUAUACAACCAUGGAUACUCCACACCGACGGCUCUUCUCCCCAUAAGGGAUCUGGCAUCGGCAUUCGCCUCAAAUCCCCCAAUGGCGAAAUCCUCGAACAAUCAUUUCAUCUCGGCUUCCCCGCAUCAAACAACGAGGCCAAGUACGAAGCAGUUAUUGUCGGGUUACGCCUCGCCAAAAUAAUCGGCAUCGAACAUAUCCAUGCCUACUGCGACUCUCAAAUGGAUGCAUACCUAAAAAUCCUCAAAGACCUUGCUUCAGAAUUCUCGACCUUCGAACUCACAAAGAUACCGCGGGACGAGAACGCCUCUGCUGAUGCUCUGGCUGCUCUCGCAACUAACUCUGAUCCCGACCUCCGGCGAACAAUUCCAGUUGAGGCAAUCGAGCGACCUAGUAUCGAACUUGCUCCCAACAACGAGUCCAAUCCAGACAAUGAGUCUGAAGGACAACACGUCCCACUCGACAUCGAAGCUGAGGGCGAUGACGAGCCAGAGGUCUGGACUUUGGAAAUCGUUGGAUAUAUUGGCAAUGGAACGGUCCUUACAGACAAAUGGGCAGCUCGGCGGCUUAAGGCUCGAGCAGCUUGA
Molecule: messenger RNA, 2262 nt
Organism: Eutrema salsugineum
Lineage: Eukaryota; Viridiplantae; Streptophyta; Magnoliopsida; Brassicales; Brassicaceae
Exons: 3
Coding region: 1-2262 (753 amino acids)
Molecular function (GO): nucleic acid binding; RNA-DNA hybrid ribonuclease activity
Source: RefSeq, a predicted model, not a curated record